AUGAACGGCUACGGCUCGCCGUACCUGUACGUGGGGGGUCCGGUGGCGCAGGCGCGCGCGCCGCUCCAGAGGACGCCCAAGUGCGCGCGCUGCCGCAACCACGGCGUGCUCUCGUGGCUCAAAGGCCACAAGCGCUACUGCCGCUUCAAGGACUGCACGUGCGACAAGUGCAUCCUGAUCAUCGAGCGGCAGCGCGUGAUGGCGGCGCAGGUGGCGCUCAGGCGGCAGCAGGCCAGCGAGAGUUUGGAGAGCCUGAUCCCGGAGGCGCUGAGGACCCCCGGAGCCGAGCUGCGCUGGAGCGGAGAGGGGCUCAGCACGCAGUCUGGACCAGAGCUGAAUGAGGACCUGUCCGGCGAGCAGUCUGGUGGAGAGAACAGUGGCAGCACCAGUGACCGAGAGCAAGAAACUGCCAGUUCCCCAGAGGAACCCAAACCCAACCCCUGCUAUACCCCCAACACCCCGGACCCUCCUCCUCAUCCUGAAGAACCCCGCUACAGUGCAUCCAAACCCUGCGAUCCAGAACCCAAACCCGACAGCCCAAAGUACCCCAGUGAGCCUAACCUCUUAAUCGAGGGUCUUUCGGGUUCCGUCUCCCUCCCCUUCAACCUCAGAGCCAACCGUCCUCCUCUAGAGGUGCUGAAAAAGAUCUUCCCUGGCCACAAGCCUGCUGUGCUGGAGCUGAUCCUGAGGGGCUGUGGGGGUGACCUGGUUGGUGCCAUCGAGAUCCUUCUGUCCAGCCGCUCCUCAGCCAAAGGGGACAAGCCCUCUCCCGACGGUUCCGAAGCUCUGGUGCUUCCCUCCAAUGGGCAUCUCUUCGAGCACCCUUUAAGCUCAUAUCCGGUUUCUUCCACCAAAUGGUCAGUGGGCUCAGCUUUCCGCGUUCCAGAUUCACUACGUUUUUCUCCGGAGUCACCCACCGGUGGAAUAGUGCCUGGCCCCCUUGGUGUCCCACUGCAGCAUGGCUUCCCCCAGCCACCCCGUUACCCACUGAUGCUGCGCAACUCACUGAGCCGCGGCCAGGCAGGAGGGCCCUUUGUGCACAGCGACGUGACUCUAUGGAAUACCAUGACCCUGCAGCAGCAGUACCAGCUCCGCUCCCAGUACGUCUCGCCCUUCUCAGGCCCCUCGCCCGGGGCAUUCCGCAGCUCACCCCUCCUGACCUCCAGGGCGGCGCAAGAGGAGCAGCGAAUUAGUGUCCAAGAGGACGGCUGUCCUGUCACGACCAAACAGACCAUAUAUGCAGCCGACGAGGAAUAUGAUGAAAGAUCUGAUUCCUCAGACUCAAGGAUCCUCAACACGUCCUCCUAA
This is a messenger RNA of Colossoma macropomum (tambaqui), 1308 nucleotides long. It is a transcript of the gene dmrt3a, whose product is annotated as doublesex and mab-3 related transcription factor 3a. The record is from RefSeq and is a predicted model, not a curated record. Lineage: Eukaryota; Metazoa; Chordata; Actinopteri; Characiformes; Serrasalmidae. Gene Ontology annotation, cellular component: nucleus. Gene Ontology annotation, biological process: male sex differentiation; regulation of transcription by RNA polymerase II. Gene Ontology annotation, molecular function: RNA polymerase II cis-regulatory region sequence-specific DNA binding; protein binding; DNA-binding transcription factor activity, RNA polymerase II-specific. Bases 1 to 1308 code for a protein of 435 amino acids. The transcript has 2 exons.